CAAGAAUGAAUAGUGCAUCAUAUCAAUCCUUUUGAUUGUCGCGCCAUAAUUCCCUUCAAAAAUCCCGUACUUUCGUUAUCUAUCUAGUCAGUAGAAGCGUGAGACCUAUCACUCAAGAUGGAUCCAGGACGAGCGGCCAUGAUCGCCGGCAUCAAGUCCCCAACCCGCGGGUCGUCGACUGGUCGAGAUAUCACCGCCCCGAGGCGUGACCCGGGCAACCGAAUCACAAAACCAUCCAGGCCGCAGCAACGAGGCCCGGCGCAGAACAGCAACAGAGAUCAGCAAUCAAACGCGCGCAAUUUCAAGACCCAGGAUGAGCAAUCUGAAGAGUUCGUCGCAGGCGAAGACAAGUUCGUCCUGCGACAGUCCAAGAAGAAGGCCGACAUCCGAGUCCGUGAACGCCGCGCCAAACCGAUCGACUUUCUCGCCUUCAACCUCCGCUGGGUUGACGAAGACCGCGAUACACUUGACGACGACGAAAAAGAUGCUCUCAUCACCGUGCCGUCGCCCGCAAAGGUGAUCGAGGGGCUCAACGAGGCUCAGUUGACUGAGCUGGAGCCAGAGGUCACGUCAUACCGAACACUAGAGUCCAGCGCCCGCAACCUCGAAUAUUGGAACGCUAUACUGGCGCUCUGUGACGAUCGUCGCCGCCAGCUGGCGCCCCAGGGCCCCGAGGGCCGCACUGUGGGCUCGGUGUCGGCUGACGUCGACAAGAUCCUCGCCCCUAAAACCUACGAACAGCUCGAAGCAUUAGAGAAGCAGAUCCGAGCAAAGCUUGAUUCUAAUGACGCAUCCGUCGACACUGAUUACUGGGGUGGUCUGCUGAAGAGUUUGCUUGUCUACAAGGCGAAAGCUCAACUGAAGAAGAUCACAGAGUCUAUCCGCGAGGCCCGGACCGAGAAGCUGAAAGCAAUGGACAUCGAGAAGCUGGUGGCGGCAGGCUCGAAUGCCUUAGUUGCUGGUGGAAAGAGGGCAGGUGGCUCUGCUGCUCAGGGCUCAAGUGCCGGUUUGGGAGCGUCCGGUGGACGACAAGGUUCAAGCAGUGGCGCUCUCCCUCCAGGGACGGCGCGGUUUGCCCAAAGUACAAACGACGAAGAUUUCUCACAGGCAACCAGGGCUCUCUACGAGAGAGAGCUCGCUCGCGGAGUGGGUGAGGAUGAGGAGAUCCUGACGGCCGAGGAGGCGCCAGCGACAGGUCCCAGGCCGGCAUGGGCAGACCAGUACCGUCCGCGAAAGCCUCGCUACUUCAACCGGGUGCAGAUGGGUUACGAGUGGAACAAGUACAACCAGACACACUAUGACUACGACAACCCGCCGCCCAAGGUGGUGCACGGCUACCGCUUCAACAUUUUCUACCCGGAUCUCAUCGACAAGACCAAGGCCCCUACCUUUAAGAUCAUCCGGGAGGGCGGCCGGAGGCGAGGAGAGUCAUUUGCCCCGGCUGGCCAGGAGGAUACUUGUCUGAUCCGGUUCAUUGCGGGGCCUCCGUACGAGGACAUUGCGUUUCGAAUUGUUGACAAGGAAUGGGAUUUCAGUGCCAAGAGGGAACGUGGUUACAAAAGUAGCUUUGACAAGGGUAUUUUGCAACUCCAUUUCCGGUUCAAAAAGAUCUAUUAUAGGAAAUGAGAAGCCAGCAAACCCGGUCAAGCCGGUGCAAGUUGUACGAGUUACCAGGGAAAAAAGAAUAGCCAGUUGCAUGUCACUUUUGUGGGACCAGUCUCCAUCUUUUGUUAUUCCAUUUGCCUGGCAUCUACAUUGUAGGCUCUUGUGUCAUCAGAGCUCGUCUUCAUCGCCAUCAAUGUGUCAGCCAAGCCAAAGUUACGCUGACUGGGGCACCUGACAUGCAAAAAAGGGAGACGUCACGCGUGCUGUGCAGUGAAUACCAGUAUGGGCGUUUCGGCCACAACCACAAGGUUGUUUCUGCAUACUCUCAAGACACCUUUCCCUCCCGACUUAUCUGGAUAAGCACGACUCUUUUGAACAGGCAGACAUAUCGGCUGUUCCCCCGCGUUCCCAACUUUGGAGUGGCACCAAGUUAGGAGCUCUGGCAUGGCCAUUGGUCUGCCGGACCUUUUCUGACAGCAAGGACGGAACAGGAUGUUUUAGUGAGGGUACACCAUCCCCUGUUUGUUGUGCGCACAAAUACGUAUACGCACACGCACCUGCACCUCAUGUUUCCCACCAGGUCAAGUGGAUGUCAGGCUGAUGCAAGGUAGUUUAGAUUUUUGUCUUUAUGCUUUCUUCGCUUAGCCAGGUAUGUAGAGUAAUAGGCGUUUGUGUCCUCAACACACACACACACACACACAUGGUUGGCCACCCAAAACACGUGCAGAUGGCUCGUUCAUCAUCCUCGCCACGUACAG
Molecule: messenger RNA, 2363 nt
Organism: Pyricularia grisea
Lineage: Eukaryota; Fungi; Ascomycota; Sordariomycetes; Magnaporthales; Pyriculariaceae
Exons: 3
Coding region: 118-1626 (502 amino acids)
Biological process (GO): mRNA cis splicing, via spliceosome
Cellular component (GO): spliceosomal complex; cytoplasm
Molecular function (GO): protein binding
Source: RefSeq, a predicted model, not a curated record